AUGAGACAAAUAUUGCUUCUUAUUUUUGUAACUCUAAGCAGCUUUUGUUCUUGUAAAGAUAUCUUUAAAGAUUGUUUCGUUGCACAUCGAAAUAUUCAACUCGAAUGCGUGAAGCCGAUCGAAAGAAGAACGGGAAUCACGGAAGGAGAGUGCGGUGAACUGUGCGGCCAAUUGACGCCUCAAUGUCGAAGUGCUCAAUAUGAUGCAUAUCGUAAUCAAUGUGAUCUCUUCGAUGAACCCUCACCCCUUGAUAUGCCCAUUUCAGCAAAAGAUAUUACGAAAUAUCGACGUAGACUCGUCCGCUCUGUACCGACUUUCACUGGACAACACAUUAAAAUGAAAAAAAGAGAAUUAGGAAAAGAAUCGAAAUGUUAUCCAAUGGUAGUUCCAUCAAUUGGUGUCACUCAUUACUCGGUGAACAUCACUUGUCUACGAGCUUUCGGCAUUCCUCUCACUCCAACACUUCAAGCCAAAUCGAGAGAUCAAACAGAGAAAAAUAAAAUUCAAUCCAAUCCUGUAAACACUCGAGAGAAAUACAAAGAUCUGAAAGAGGAAGAAAUCGCAAAAUUAGAAGACCAAAAACCUGAUUUAACAUUGAUUUCUACUGAUUCUCAUGUGCCAUUCGCGGGAACGAUUGAAGUUUUGCCAUUAAUUCCGGAUUGUCCAAAUGAUGAAGUGCCACAUGUACAGAUUAUAAAUGGAGUUCAGAUUGAUGCUCAAUCUACUCUGGGCUUUGUGGUUGACUCACCGGAAGCUUGUAUUCACGUUUGUAGAACAAGUUCGUACCUAGACGGCACUCGCCUUCCUCUUCUUUGCCGAUCAGCUCACUUCGAUUUGACAACGAAACGUUGCUCUUUCUAUCCAGAUGCUCUUAAUCCAAAUGGAUAUCUUAAUUAUAUUCCAAACAAUCAAAUGCUUUACAUGGAAAAGAUUUGCAUUUCACCUGUCGUUCUUUCUCCAAAUUGCGACGAAGCUUCACAACGGAUUCCUCAACAUAUUCUUGUCGGUCAUGCAUCGGAUAUUCUCACUGCCGCAAGCCAACAAGAAUGCAUCCUUCAUUGUUUAACUGCAUAUAGAGAACGCGGUUUCACCUGUCGCUCAAUCAUUCACUACAGCGAUUUCCCAGCAUCAAAUUGCAUUCUCAAUUUUCAUACGAAAACGACACGGCCACAGUUUUUUGCUAUCGAAUUGUUGCUAAAGGUUGAUUAUGUUGAAGUUCCGAAAUGCUCCUUUAAAACACCAAUUUUUCUGCACGAGGGACGAGCCUCGUUGCGACUUCAUGACUCGGAAAUGAUCAGGAAUUUGCAUAAAAGCUUGAGUCCAAUGGAUGUGCAAGAGGUUGAGGGGGGCAUCAAUAAGAAUCAAGUGCAAUUGUUGAAUGCUUACGUUUUACCAUCAGAAUUCGACAAAAAGAAGUCACUCGUUGAGCUAAACACAAAACCCAAUCCUUCUUCAAUCCCAUUCAACAAUCUUUUGGAAGAUAAAAAUCAAAAUUUAUUUGAUAUAACAAAAAGAGACUCUUGGUCGCCGUGGAGUGAAUGUGAUUUACAAACGGGAAUGAGGAAAAGAAGCAAAAUUUGUGAUGGAAUUGAGUGCAAAGCUGAACUUGAAAUUGAGCCCUGUUUUUCUGAAAAAGAAUUCGAUCAAGCUCUCUCACUUUAUCUAAAAGAAGAAAAGAAAGAAACUCAACAAUCAAUGACCAAAAUCAAGCCACAAGCUGAUGAAAGAGCCGACUUCUUUGACUCACCAACAUUACCCAAAUAUUUAUCCAAGAAAUUUUUCUAUCGAUUU
This is a messenger RNA of Mesorhabditis belari, 1791 nucleotides long. The record is from the annotation of a GenBank genome assembly. Lineage: Eukaryota; Metazoa; Nematoda; Chromadorea; Rhabditida; Rhabditidae.